CCCUUUAAGAGUCUCUCCUGGCUCACGUGUGUGAUCAGCUGACAGUGACGCUACAGGGGAAACUCUCCCUGUUCCUGAAACAUCGGGCUCUGCGGGUUGCUCGGGCGCCUGGCUGGGCUGGGCUUUCUGUCUGCGCCUCUCUUUGGGGUCUGGCGGCUGUAAGAGCCGGGCGGCUGCCACCGUUGCCGGGUCCUUGCUUGCAAGAGAGUCCAGAGGCGCGUGUACCUGCUGCGUGCGGGGAGAACGAGCAGCGCUUCAGCGACAGUCUCGGAGAUCCAUUCUUUGCCCAUCCACCCGGUGCGAGCCUGGCCAAGACCCCCGCCUCCUUUACCGGGAAAGCUCCCUGCCAGCAACAGCAGCUCCAUACUUCUGGGCGUCCCUGUGAUUUUCCUUCCACGAAAGCUUCCAGUCGCUGAGAGCACAGGACUCGCUUCUCUAGCCGCCUCUGUCUGACUCCAGCCCUCUUCACCCUGCUUGAUAAGAGCAGGCUUCUCUUGAGACCUAUUAACGCCUAAUCCCAGUUGUGAUCCCAGUUCAUGGAUUAUCUGUGUUUCCGAGCGCUUUGCUGCAAAGGACCUCCGCCGCCACGACCAGAGUAUGACUUAGUUUGCAUAGGUCUCACUGGCUCAGGCAAGACUAGUCUACUGUCACAGCUCUGCAGUGAAAAUAGGGAGAAUAUAGUGUCUACCACAGGUUUUAGCAUAAAAGCAGUGCCAUUCCAGAAUGCCAUCUUGAAUGUAAAAGAGCUUGGAGGGGCUGGCAAUAUCAGGAAGUACUGGAGUCGUUACUACCAGGGAUCCCAAGGAGUAAUAUUUGUAUUAGACAGUGCUUCUUCAGAAGAUGAUCUAGAAACAGCUAGAAACGAACUGCACUCUGCGCUUCAGCACCCACAGUUGUGCACGUUGCCAUUUUUAAUACUGGCCAAUCAUCAAGACAAGCCAGCAGCUCGUUCAGUACAAGAGAUCAAAAAAUAUAUGGAACUUGAACCACUUGCACGAGGAAAACGCUGGAUACUUAAACCCUGUUCCUUGGAUGAUAUGGAAGCAGUAAAAGACAGCUUCAGCUUGCUGAUAAAUUUACUAGAAGACAGAGAUCUCGAGCCUUCAAGAGUGUGAAGAAAAAUAGGAUGGUUUUCAGAUAGCGUACCUGUUCGUCUUGCUUUCAGCUGAAUUAUGGUUUGGUAUAAAAAAGACUGUGUUAGAGCUUGUAAUAAAUGUACUUUUUUGCAUUUAGUCUGAAAAGUCUGUUUUAUAAGUUCUGUGAAUCAGGUUUGUGAUUCUUUUCAGUAAAGUUGUCCCUACUAUUGAACUGGGGAGUUCCUCUUGUCUAUGACCAGUUCUGCUCACUGUAUGCCAUUCUGCUGCAUGUGCAAAACCUAAAAAUCUAAAUGGACACACAAAGAUCAAACUGUGUUUCUGAAAAGAAAAUGUGUUUUCCACAUCUCUGGCUAUUACUUGUGUAUGUUUGGGGUGAGCACCCAAGCUAUUUGGAUAUUAUGGUCACUGAAAACCACAGUGAAAUCCAAGAAAUUUGUUUUUGAUGCAGAUACUAGUCACAAGCCUUAUUGAAUACAUACACCUACCUUUUAACCAUUUAUACAUUUAAAUGUUUUCAGAGAGACAAACCAUCAAUAAAGUGAGAGAUGAGGCAAAGACUACAGGCAUAUCAGUAUUUUGUUAUGAAUUUGAAAGUGUCUUGAGUCCAAAAAAUAACCUUUGUGAAUUUGUAGAUGUAACUUAUGUAGUCAGGAUUAUGGAACAAAAACAAUAAGCAGGUUUAAAUAAUCACUGGAUGUAUUCUACAUAACUAGUAUUAUGUUAGAAUUCCUAGGCCAUGGAAUUAUUUUUUUAAAUGUUGGAGUCUCUGAAUUAUACACAAAAUCUGUGUUUGUUCCUUAAAUGCCCCUAUUUUCAGGGGCUUAGAUUUUUCUUUCAGACAUUGUUCCCACUGAAUGUUGGCUUUUCAUCCAAAACACAGGGUGUCUUGUUUUUUGUUACUACUGCUGCUGUUAAAUGUGAAAGCACUCCAUUUAAUUCCAGAAUGUAGCCCUUUCUCUUCCCAGGUUUACUGGGUUAGAAGCCCACAGACUGCUUCAAAUGUCAAAACUGACUUGACUGCUGGACUACUGUCCAUGAUACAGCUGCAAACCACAGAGGAUAGCUCUUCACUGGUUGUGUUUGUACUUUGAAUAGUGCACCUUUUUAUAUUAACUUAUCAAGAAGUGAGGGCAAAGACCUUGGCAGAACACUGAUAUUACAGCAUUUUGUCUGUCUUUUCUAUUUUUAACUUAGGGAUUUGUUGGGUCCCCCCACCCCAGGUUAAAUGCAAAUUAUUGUUUACUUAAAAAACAACAACAACCAAUUGUGUGUAUUUUCUUCUGGAAUGAAGUUGUGAAGAAAGGGUUAUUAAACAAUUUUUCAAAUAUAA
Messenger RNA from Hemicordylus capensis (graceful crag lizard), 2427 nucleotides. RefSeq names its product ADP ribosylation factor like GTPase 15 (gene ARL15). The transcript has 5 exons. Bases 537 to 1115 code for a protein of 192 amino acids. Gene Ontology annotation, molecular function: GTP binding; GTPase activity. The record is from RefSeq and is a predicted model, not a curated record. NCBI's taxonomy places the organism in Eukaryota, Metazoa, Chordata, Lepidosauria, Squamata, Cordylidae.